GUGACAUAUUGUAAAUCAUUGGGAAGUUGUUUUUAAAUGUUUAUCUGUUUCUAUAAUUUACUAACGAUAUCCAAAGCAUUAAAAAAAGAAACAUAUUUACUAUAAAUUUGUAAUAAAUGAAAAGUAAGAGGUAUAAAUAGCAUUAAAAAAUCUUAGAUCAUGGAAGAAGGGAAUUCAAUAAUAUAUGGACUUGAACAUCAGACCAGAGCACUGUCACCACAAUAUGGAGAAAGUGAUGCUAUUAGAUUCCUGAUUGGUACCCAAAGCUUGAAACCUGAAACUAAUCAAAUUCAUGUUGUGGAGCUGGAAGAAGAUACAGGGGCAUUGCAUACGAAAGUUUUUAAACAUGAUAUUGGUGAAAUAUGGCAUCUCCGCUGCUCACCGCAUGAUGCAGCCAUCUUGAUGACAACUCACAAUGCCUAUGACCCUGAUACCUGUCAAUGUACAAUGGGAGUAUCCAUCUUUAAACUUCCAACCACAGAGGUAAUACCAAAAGAUUUAGACGAUCUUAAUGCCAUACAAGGCAGGAAUGCAGAGGAUAUGGAAAUCUUAAAAACAAUAACACCAGAGAAACCAGAGGAAGAAAUACGUUGUGCUGAAUGGCAUCCGUCUGACUUGAAUCGUGUUGGUAUCGUUCUGGAAAACUAUGUCAGUAUCCGGGACGUGGAUACCGGAGCUCAAGUGACAAGUGUUGCACCAGAGGGGAGAGCCAGGUUGAAGUUUACAGGGGGAAAGUGGAGUCCACAGGGACAUUGUCAAUUCACAGUAUUACAAGACACGCAUAUAAAAUGCUUCGACACGAGAACAGAUUGCAUUAAGUCCUCCUGGAACAUAGAUAACGCGCAUAGACAAUUGGCCAGAGACAUCGACUUCAAUCCUAACAGACAAUUCCAUCUGGCAAGUGCAGGAGAUGACGCCGCCUUGAACAUUUGGGAUUACAGAAACGGAAAAGAGCCCAUUUUCAGCAGAACCGAUCACUCUCAUUGGGUUUGGACGGUGAGAUACAACACUUACCAUGAGCAGCUGUUGCUGACUGGCAGUUCUGAUGCGAGGGCCUUGCUGACGGCCGCUGCCAGUAUCUGUGACAUGGACGAUGAGGGCAAGCGUCUCAGUCAAGUCCUAGAGGAUGGUGUCCUCCAGUCCUAUGAACAGCACGAGGACUCCGUGUACUGCGCCGAGUGGAGCGCAGCGGAGCCCUGGACAUUCGCCUCCCUCAGCUAUGACGCUAGGCUUGUGCUUUCGAGGGUGCCCCGACAUUUUAAAUAUAAAAUCCUGUUAUAAUUUUACUAUAUCCAUGUAUAUUAUAAUAAAAAACUA
Messenger RNA from Vanessa tameamea, 1317 nucleotides. Its product is annotated as EARP and GARP complex-interacting protein 1. Gene Ontology annotation, biological process: protein ubiquitination. The record is from RefSeq and is a predicted model, not a curated record. Lineage: Eukaryota; Metazoa; Arthropoda; Insecta; Lepidoptera; Nymphalidae. Gene Ontology annotation, molecular function: protein binding. The coding region runs from base 160 to 1281 and encodes 373 amino acids. The transcript is spliced from 9 exons.